This is a messenger RNA of Oreochromis niloticus (Nile tilapia), 1934 nucleotides long. Its product is annotated as lens fiber membrane intrinsic protein. The transcript has 5 exons. The record is from RefSeq and is a predicted model, not a curated record. Gene Ontology annotation, molecular function: structural constituent of eye lens. Gene Ontology annotation, cellular component: plasma membrane. NCBI's taxonomy places the organism in Eukaryota, Metazoa, Chordata, Actinopteri, Cichliformes, Cichlidae. The coding region runs from base 1346 to 1867 and encodes 173 amino acids.
AGGUAAUAAAGAUUAUUAACCAUCCUGAACAUGUUUUUUCAUCUGAUUUCAGGAAGUUGCUCCUAGGUCACCAUUUCUGUGUACCCCAGAGUGGAUCAAAUGUAUACUUUAAAUCCUUCAUUCCCUCGGCUAUUAGAUUACUCAACAUUGACAGGGUUCAUUUAGAUUAAUUUUUCUAUGAUUGUUCAUUUUUAGACACUUGUCCUGUUUAUUUAUUUUAUGUUUAAUGUAUUUAUUUUAAUUCUUUUCCCAUGACCUCAUUCUUUGUUGAUCUCUGCCUUGACAUGCAACAGUGUUUGUGUUUAAGGACUAGGUUGUGUGAGAAGGUUGUAUCAGUAAGAUGCAAACAAAUUGUCCUUUUUUGGCAUUAAUAAAGUGAUCUGAAUCUGAAUCGACUAAAUAUAGAUGAUUUUCAUGUAUGUAACCCUUUUCCAAGACACAUGUAAUUGUAUCUUGGAUACAAGAUACAGUUACAUGUAUCUUGGAAAAAGUGGACAGAUUUGCUAAAAAGCAUCAUAGGUUCAUCAUAGGUAGGUUUAGGAUAAGGAUGUGAUAAGGUUUAUAGUCAGGUACAGAAAUUCCCCACGUCAGUGAGUAUUCUCACAGUGACCAAACAUCCAAGUGUGAGGUGUGUUUUUUCCUAUUUCACUUUGUGAAUCAUAUGAGUUGUUUUUAAAAUGUUUCAUACUAGUUAAAAAUCUCCUUUAUAACGUAGUCUGCAGGGUAGAGCUCGUGAUUUUAACAUAUACUGUAUCAGGUUUAAAUUGUGACGUUCCUAUUGUAGACAGAGAUACGGCUUGUAUAGAGCGCUGCCUCUAUAUGUGUCUGUACAUGCUGCCACAGGGGGACAGAGCUGAAAGAAAAGUGUUUGCUUCAGCAUGUUGCAUUGACACUGACAGUCCUGCAUACCUAUGCACAUCCCCAGUUCCAGAGCAAGCCAUUUACAAACAAACAAAAAACCCCAAAAGGAACAACCCUUCUCUAAGGGCACACAAAUGCCAGAGACUGCACACACACACACACACACACACACACACACACACACACACACACACACACGUGUGUCAUUUGCACCGUGGCCCCUGUGGUGUCUCAUUCAAGUGUAUCUCACUGAGCGAGACUCAUGGCAGCAAAAGAUUUUGCUUUCCUCAACAAAAAAUCAGAGGGGACAACUUUACAGUUGUAGUAUUGUCUCUGACUCUCUCGCUCUCUUUCCAGCCUGCUCUCUCUUCUCCCCCUCUGCCUGUUCAUAUUUACUCUAUCUACCUCUGGAAGGCGGGCAGUAGAGAAAGGUGCAUUUCCAGAAACGAGGUGCUCUACAGCGGCCCCAUUAUCUCUGCUCAAAAUGUACAGCUUCAUGGGAGGGGGCCUGUUCUGUGCCAUAGUGGGUAAUAUCCUGUUAGUGGUCUCCACUGCCACGGACUACUGGAUGCAGUAUCGACUCUCUGGAAAUUAUGCCCACCAGGGUCUCUGGAGGUACUGCAUGUCCAACAAGUGCUACAUGCAGACCGACAGCAUAGCUUACUGGAAUGCCACCAGGGCCUUCAUGAUCCUUUCAGGGAUGUCAUGCUUUGCAGGCAUCAUUGCUGGCAUCAUGUCCUUUGCGCACUUUUCCUCUUUUGAAAGGUUCAACCGCUCCUUUGCUGCAGGAAUCAUGUUUUUUGUCUCAACUUUCUUUGUUCUCCUGGCGAUGGCCAUCUACACUGGGGUGACAAUCAACUUCCUGGGAAAGCGGUUCGGUGACUGGCGCUUCUCUUGGUCGUACAUACUCGGCUGGGUGGCGAUGCUCAUGACCUUCUUUGCAGGUAUUUUCUACAUAUGUGCCUACAGAAUGUGUGAAUGCAGGAGAGGAACCGGACCACGCUAGAGCGAGACAGGCAGCUUGUUUAAGGAAAUAAAGACACGCUGCCUCUUCGAAUACACGAAAGGCAGAA